AUGCUGAGAGAGUUUGUCUUGUUUGUCCGUCGCAGGUCUCGACUCGCUGAUUUCCACAUGAACUGCCAGAUGACGCCUCACACCGUCACCAGCUGCCCUCACGACAACUACCACGGCUGCCUCAUGUCCUACGUCGGCCUCAUCGGCUCUGACGUGACGCCGAACUACAGCGACAGCAGUCCGUCCAACAUCACGCUCAGCCUGUGGUGCACCUGCAGGGGCACAGGAAGUCAGGAGCAAGAGUGUGACGCCUUCCACCGCGACUUCACACACAACGCCUGCCUCAAAAACGCAAUCCAGUCGUUUGGGUACGGAUCAGAGGGAGGGACUCUUCUCGUGACCGAGCCCACGUCCACCUUCUUACCCCCCGCCCAGCCGCCAAUCAUCUCCAAACCUGCUCCUGCUCUACACGGCAACGCGAUCAAACCCAUGGACAGUGCGUGUAUGUUCUCCACCUGCGCCAACCUGCAGGACGGAGGUCAGAAGUGCGUCCCCUCUGAUGAGUACGAGUGUGAAGAGGCUCUGUUAGCUCAGGAGUCAAUAGACUCUCAGGGCUCCGCAGGUCCGAAGAGCAGCAGCUGGCGAUCAGCUCCACUCCUCCAGCACAUCUCUGUGACUGUGUGUGUGUCCGUCCUGCCAACGUUUCUACUCUACAUCUCAUUAAUGUGAACUCAAGCACACACACACAACAACACACACGCACACACACACGCACACGCGCACACACACACACACACAUAUUCAAACUCCUAAAUGGCAAGACCCCAUGAAAGUCACGUGACUCGGCGCCGCUCGCUUCAGGAAAAUGUCAAACGGGAGACGUCCAAACAUCAACAGAGGGAAAUAUUCUGGAGGACACUCCGAUUCACUGGCGCUGUCGACACACACACACACACA
Paralichthys olivaceus (Japanese flounder) is the source of this 897-nucleotide messenger RNA. The record is from RefSeq and is a predicted model, not a curated record. Lineage: Eukaryota; Metazoa; Chordata; Actinopteri; Pleuronectiformes; Paralichthyidae.